Messenger RNA from Sphaeramia orbicularis (orbiculate cardinalfish), 2634 nucleotides. RefSeq names its product N-myc downstream regulated 1a (gene ndrg1a). NCBI's taxonomy places the organism in Eukaryota, Metazoa, Chordata, Actinopteri, Kurtiformes, Apogonidae. The record is from RefSeq and is a predicted model, not a curated record. The coding region runs from base 171 to 1322 and encodes 383 amino acids. The transcript is spliced from 16 exons.
AGGCGUUUGUCACUGCGACCAUUUCUGCUCUUUGACUAAGACAAAAGAGGACAAGAAAGAAAAAAAAGAUAAGGUUUUGAGGAGUUUUUGGGUGUGUUUUUUUUGUGCGUGGAAGUGUCUAUCUCAGGACAAUCAAAACUUAAAUCCACAGGCCCUGCAGCUCUUUGGAAAUGGAUGACAUCCAGGUUGUUGAGUCCAAGCCCCUGCUGGUUGACAAGGAUCUGCAGGGCUUGAGAGAGGCUGUUCAGCAGCUUGUUAUGAAGGAGCACGAUGUGGACACUCCACAUGGACGAGUCCACUGUACAAUGAAGGGGGUUCCCAAGGGUGACAGGCCUGUCAUCCUCACCUUCCACGACAUUGGACUGAACCACAAAACCUGCUGGGAUACACUCUUUAACCAUGAGGAUAUGGCAGAGAUCAUGCAUCACUUUGCGGUGUGUCACGUUGAUGCUCCUGGACAGCAUGAGGGAGCUAACACCUUUUCCACCGGAUAUGAAUACCCAUCCAUGGACCAACUUGCUGAGACUCUCCCACUGGUGCUGAAGCAUUUUGGGCUGAAGAGUGUGAUUGGAAUGGGCAUUGGAGCCGGGGCCAACAUUCUGACCAGAUUCGCUCUUGACUACUCCAACAUGGUAGAAGGCCUGGUGCUCAUCAACAUCAACCCAUGUGCCGAAGGUUGGAUGGACUGGGCAGCUCACAAACUCAGCGGUUUGACCCAUGACAUGACCGGUAUGAUCAUCACCCACCUCUUCGGAAAGGAGGAGAUUCACCACAACCAUGACCUGAUUGCGACAUAUCGCCACCACAUCAUCAAUGACAUGAACCAGUUUAACCUGCAUCUCUUCGUCAAGUCCUAUGAAAGUCGGAGGGAUCUGGAAGUCGAGAGGCCAGUCCCUGGACAGAACAACAGAACUCUCAAGUGCCCUUCUCUGCUGGUGGUUGGUGACAGCUCUCCUGCCAUUGAAGCUGUGGUUGAGUGCAACACCAAGCUGGACCCAACAAAAACUACCCUGCUGAAGAUGGCUGACUGCGGUGGCAUGCCCCAGGUUGACCAGCCUGGCAAACUGACAGAAGCUUUCAAGUACUUCAUCCAGGGAAUGGGAUACAUGCCGGCUGCCAGCAUGACCCGCCUGGUGCGCUCCCGUACCGCCUCCGGCUCCAGCGUCACCUCCUUCGACGGCAACCGUUCACGCUCUCACACCCAUGAGGGAAACCGCAGCCGCAGUCACACGUCCGAGAACCGCGGCCGCUCCCAUACGGACACCAUGGACAGCAGCAACGCCGAUCAAUCCGUCCCCAAGUCCACCGAAGUGUCCUGCUAAGUCAACUCCCUCCACUCUCCAGACACCUGAACCUCUCCAAGAUCCUUCAGUUCGAUGCUGCGUUGCCUCUAAACUCACACAGACACACGCUUUCCUACUCACUUAAAAAUACAACGAUGUGAAUGAAAGAAAGAAAGGCGCUGAGAUAAUAUACCUGGAUAUGAUCAUACGCACAAGACACACUCAUUUGCAGUUUCUGUGCCGAGGUGUCCUGAUUGGGGAAAAUGUAUUGUCUUUGAGGUAGGACGUCUGCCUGUACUGUGAUUCCUGAGGGAAUUUUUUUCCAUAGAGGGACUCAACAACACAUUUUUGAUCAGACAAUUCUUAGAGGCAACGCAGCAUUCGGAGACGCCGAAGCAGAGAAUGUCAGAGAAAGCUGUGGCUACGAGUACACCAGCUUGUACAUGUCUCUCACAUAAUCCCUCAUACAUUUUUCAUUUCUAUUUCUGCAUUCCCUCUUAUUCCUGUUUUUUGUCCAUGUUUACCAUAUUGACACAGCUUUCUCAAAUAUACCUGACUGUAAAUGUCCAUUUUUUUUUCCUUCUCAGUUAUUGUUUGAUCAUUUAUUCAUUUUUUUUUUUUCUGCGUCUGAAGUGUUGUCGUUUGUAUGUAGGAGCAGAUUUGUAGAUGUGGAGCGAGAAUGGGACGGGGGCACUUGGAUAAAUGCAAGAAGCAGCCUCAAAACAUGCUAUAUACCUUGUGAAAUUAAGGGACAGACUUCAAGUGUCAUAUACAUGCAGCCAGCCUAUUAAUGAUGUAGUUGUAUCCCGCCAGUGUCCAUUUCAAAACAUUUUCUAUUGUUAUAACUACUUUUAACAAGUUAUAUAUCUGUUCCCUGGUGAAAUACGAUAUACAGUGAUCUUUUUUUUUAGACUUUAUGCUUGGUCAUUAAUCAAAACACACUGAAAAAUUCAAAAGCUUUUACAUGAUAUGCUUUAUUAAUAGAUCAUGGCUUCAGACAAAGUUAUUUUUCUCUUUUUUAUGAUUAUUUCUAUGCAAUCAAGCACAAAAGAACAAAGAUGUGCCAUAGAAUUGUUCACUUUUUAGAUACGAUGCUCCUAUGUGGUUGUGGAUUUCUGGGAUGAGUGAAGUUCAUAGGUCCACAUGUUCACACUAGGGUAGCUGUAGAACUUACCUGAAACCUUCUACUCCCAUAUUUUACUUGCACUACAGCGACAUUUGCUUUGUAGAACAUAUAAACGGCUUUGUAAAGAUGCAAUGCACAACCAUCUAAUGCUGUAGAAAAGCAUUAAAAUGACAUAACAGUUUGUAUUUAUUUAAAAAAUGACAAUAAAAAAAAACUUGUAACAGA